This is a messenger RNA of Punica granatum (pomegranate), 745 nucleotides long. The record is from RefSeq and is a predicted model, not a curated record. Lineage: Eukaryota; Viridiplantae; Streptophyta; Magnoliopsida; Myrtales; Lythraceae.
UCAUCAACUGGUCCCGCCCAUUUCCUGGUGGGCUCUUCCUUCCCCUGCAUCUGCUGCUGCGUGCCCGGUCUCCUCUCUCUUGGCCAUCUCUCAUCUGCGACGGCAGCUUCUUCCGCCGUGCAGCCGCCGUGUUAUUGCCCUACCAGCUGAGUUGAACGAGCUAUCAGGUGUAAAGUGGUAAUCUUUUGGCAUCGAUAAGGAUGAAGGUGCGGUCGUCUGUGAAGAAAUUGUGCGAAUUCUGUAAGACUGUGAAGCGCCGCGGACGCGUAUACGUUAUUUGCUCGGCGAAUCCUAAGCACAAGCAGCGACAGGGCAUGAUGACCUUUGCCGCUGAAGGGGAACUUCCUCCCCCCGCAUCCUCGAAGAUGAGCUUAGGCCUGAAGCAACUAAUCACUCCGGGCAAUCCUUUGAUCACUCCGAGCUCUAGCCUGCAAACAAGAUUAUCUUCUCUUGUGCCGAAGAAGCGUGAGCCCUCCAUGUUGUUCGGGUGGAGGACGGGACUCGCAUCUCUCUUUUCCAAAUAGGAAGCAAAUUGUGUCUGUACCUGACUCCCCAUUUUUCAAAAGUGCUUCUUCCUGGAAUCUUUUGAACUACUCAUAAGAUGCAUCUGUUAGAUGCUGUGUCGUAACUACCUCGUGUUACUAGUCCGGUUCUGGAUUUAAUUUUGCCAGUGAUUUUCAUCGCUUGCUCGGGAAAAUUUUCUUUUGAUAAUUAGAUUUUGAGAUAUUAAACAUUGCUUAAAUUA